CCGAAACAAAACACAAACACAAGCACAAGGACAGUGAUCUCUCUUUCUAUCUUUUUGUCUGUCUCUCUGAACACGUUGAUGGAUUCCCCCUCUCGCCCCUCCGUCAUCAUCGUAGGUGCCGGCAUCUCCGGUAUCGCGGCGGCGAAGGUGUUGGCCGAGAACGGCAUAGAGGACCUGGUGAUCCUGGAGGCUUCGGACCGCGUCGGCGGCAGGAUCCGCAAGGAGAGUUUCGGCGGCGUGUCGGUGGAGCUCGGUGCCGGAUGGAUCGCAGGCGUUGGGGGCCCGCAGCCCAACCCUGUUUGGGAACUUGGCGUCCAAUUCGGCCUCCGUACCUGCUUCUCCGACUACAGCAAUGCGCGCUAUAACAUCUACGAUCGCAGUGGGAACAUCAUACCGAGUGGAAUCGCUGCUGACUCGUACAAGAAAGCGGUGGACUCGGCGAUUGAGAAGUUGAGGAAACUGGAAGAAGAAGAAGCAACAGCAUAUGGUGAUGACCACAGUAAUAAUAUUAAAAAUAACGAAACGAAACCGCCUUCGACGCCGGAGACGCCAAUAGAGCUCGCCAUUGAUUUCAUCCUGCAUGAUUUCGAAAUGGCUGAGGUAGAACCAAUAUCCACCUACGUAGACUUCGGGGAGAGAGAAUAUUUUGUUGCGGAUGAAAGAGGGUACGAUUACUUGCUGUACAAAAUGGCUGAAGAAUUUCUCUUCACAUCCAAGGGAAGAAUCUUGGACAAUCGUCUCAAACUCAACAAGGUCGUCCGGGAAUUGCAGUAUUCAAAAAGUGGUGUUACGGUGAAAACGGAGGAUGGUUGCGUUUACGAGACCAAUUAUGUGAUUUUGUCCGUUAGCAUUGGCGUUCUCCAAAGCGACCUACUAGCCUUCAAUCCACCCUUACCCGGAUGGAAAUUGCAAGCAAUCGAUAAAUGUGAUGUGAUGGUGUACACUAAAAUCUUUCUGAAGUUUCCGUAUAAGUUCUGGCCAAGUGGGCCUGAAAAGGAAUUCUUCAUCUAUGCUCACGAGCGGAGAGGCUACUACACAUUUUGGCAGCACAUGGAGAACGCGUAUCCUGGCUCCAAUAUCUUAGUGGUGACAUUGACAAAUGGGGAAUCGAAACGUGUGGAAGCUCAACUUGAUGAAGAGACCUUGAGAGAAGCAAUGGCAGCGCUCAGGGAUAUGUUUGGAUCCAACAUCCCCGAUGCCAUUGAUAUACUUGUCCCUCGCUGGUGGAAUAACAGAUUUCAGCGUGGCAGCUACAGUAACUAUCCCAUUAUUUCCAAUCAUAAAGUUUUUCAUGAUAUUAAGGCCCCUGUGGGUCGCAUUUUUUUCACUGGAGAGCACACUAGUGAAAGAUUUAAUGGCUACGUACACGGUGGAUACCUGGCAGGUAUUGACACCAGCAAAGCGUUACUAGAAGAAAUGAGGAAGGAAAAAGAGAGCCAAACUCUCUUGUUAGAGCCAUUGCUAGCAUUGACAGGACCAUUAACAAUGUCGAAACCAGAAACAGUCUCCAAUAUCCACAAGUGCGAUAUUCCUACACAAUUAUAUCUCAGUGGCAAGCUUGGCAUACCCGAGGCCAUAUUAUGAUUAUAUAGAUGAUGCAUAUAUACUGAUGGUGAGGUGGGUCCUGCCUGAUCCUUAAGUCUCAUUCAAGUCCUUGUUGCCACCGUUGGUAAUUAAUGUAUAUUAACGAGUCACUCAAGUAUUGAUGGUGAAGGGAACAAGUGUCGGAACACCGUGCAGAUGCCUUUCACUGCUAAUGAAGCUUAAAAUACUACUAGGUUUUAAUUUUUGAAGGGAGUUGCUUAAUUGGUAUACACUUACGAUUACUUUGUUCUUUAUAGUCAGAAGCAAGAUUACAUUUUAAGGAUAACGGCUGUUAUGUGGAUCCUAAUUUUUUUACUGGUCAAUGAUAUCCAUUUCAAUUUUCUUGAAA
Glycine soja is the source of this 1933-nucleotide messenger RNA. Its product is annotated as polyamine oxidase 1-like. Lineage: Eukaryota; Viridiplantae; Streptophyta; Magnoliopsida; Fabales; Fabaceae. Bases 79 to 1584 code for a protein of 501 amino acids. Gene Ontology annotation, biological process: polyamine catabolic process. The transcript has 10 exons. Gene Ontology annotation, molecular function: polyamine oxidase activity. The record is from RefSeq and is a predicted model, not a curated record.